Molecule: messenger RNA, 3910 nt
Organism: Pygocentrus nattereri (red-bellied piranha)
Lineage: Eukaryota; Metazoa; Chordata; Actinopteri; Characiformes; Serrasalmidae
Gene: cpap
Product: centromere protein J
Exons: 17
Coding region: 117-3719 (1200 amino acids)
Biological process (GO): centriole elongation; cilium assembly
Cellular component (GO): nucleus; centriole; centrosome
Molecular function (GO): tubulin binding
Source: RefSeq, a predicted model, not a curated record
GUUAUGGCGGUUUGUUUGGAGAGUCGAUGCGGAGUUGAGGAGAAAACUUUAAAUGUCCAAAUCACAGCGCGACUUUAAACACACAAGUCAGAAAACGAGCUCAGUGUGCCGCAGUCAUGUCCUCUCCAGCUGGACCGCAGCCAUCCCAGUCUCGCUUCCUGUCCCGCUGGAUCCCGAGCAGCUCCCGGGCUGGUGUCUUCCUCAGCGGCUCUCCUGGAGAGGUCAGCUCACUCCAGAGCAGCUGCAGUUCUGUGGCUCAGGAGGUCUCGCUGGAUGAUUCGUUCUGCUCCCAAUUCGCCCCCCUGCCCGUGUCCUGCAGCAGCAGUCUGGACUCGGCCGUGCCCAAAGUGUCUGAAACGGACCCUGAGGCCGAGCCUUCCAGCAGCGAGCUCGAUGGUGUCCACAACGUUCUGAAAAAGGCACAAGGGCUUCCACUGAUUGAGAAGCUUGAGCAGCUGAAACAACUGCAGCAGCGCAUGCAGGAGCAGCUGAAGGUGCAUCAGCAGGAGCAGUUGCAAAAAUUGCAAACUGAACAGCAAAAGCUCCUGGGGAUGGUACAGACUGGCGCAGCAGAAUACAGCCAAGAAAAACAGCCAUACAACAAAACCACAAACAUGUUGCAGCCACUCCAGACAGCAUCUACGCUCUCAAACCCUCAAGGCAGUGUUCCAUGGGCCCAGAUCACACGCCAGCAAGAAGCCGCAAAGGCACUUGUGUCAAGUAUGUGGGACCAUCAACCAAGUGUGGAGCAGUCAAGAUCUGGACACGAAGUUGAGGAAGAUGCUAUUCAUGAAGAAGAAUCACUACAGUCAACAACUGAGGACCAAAGUGUGCACGGACAAGACAGCAUAACUGAACUGCAAGACAGGCCUAUCAGAUCAGCUACCAGUGGGAAGACAUUUGAAGAGAUGCUUGAAGAGCAGCUGAAACUGGAGAACGAGAGGCUAAACAAGAGCAUUCUUACUGAGACAGUGAAGGUGAAGAGGCCUUUUUUGAGGCGAGGGGAAGGCUUGUCCAGAUUCACGAGAGGAAAAGCUGCUGGACCUUCCAGAGAGAGAACAGCUCAUUCAAGCACCAAGUCCACUUUAUGUCUGGACCCUCCCACCUCUCAGGGCCAGUCCACUAGACCCCACCACCAAAGCUUAGAGCCAAAGAAGCCUUCUCCUAAAUCUACAGCCUCAACGAAUGUUGUGAUCCAGCGGAAAACAGCUGUUCUGAACAAAGAGAACUUGCCUCAGAACAGGGUUGUAGUACCAACCAAAGCCACCAAGGCUGCUAAAGCUCCUGUUCUUGGAGCCCACCAGGGUCAGAAUGUGAGUGCUGGAGCUCUCCAACAUCUCAACAAAAGCUAUAGGAGGCCUGACCCUCAGCAGAAGAUCAUCUGUGAUGCCGUGGAUGAUGUCAGUAAGGGAAAAUCAUUCAGGCACGUUGAGAACACGGUAGAUCCUAGUGCGCAUGUUGCGGAGAAUUCGUUUGAGGUGUGGCUUGCAGAGCGAGGUGAGCAUUGGGAUAAAGCGCGUCAGCGUGAAUGUGUUGAGCUUGGUGAGUUUGAGCUGCUGGAGAGAGCAGCAGAUGAGCUGUCGUUCUCCAGCAACUCUUCCUUCAUUUGCACUCUUCUACGGAGAGAUCGUAGACGUCUGUCCUCCACACCGGUCAAAUCACCUCAGCAACCCACGUUGCCUGGCCAUCGUCAAGACAACUCUACAAGCCCAGUGCAGCGAAGUGGCAGCAACGUUCAGCAGAGUCUUCCGGACCUUCCUGUAGACAAGGUGGCAGCGAGCGUGAAGCAGAUUGUAGUAAUCAACGAGAGCUCUGAGGAUGAGGAUAAAGUAGAUGAAGUCUCAGAUGUUUCUCUUUGUAGCAGUUCAGACAUUCACCAAACUGCUUUUGGACCAAGCCAGCCUUUCAGCCACUGCUUCCAAGUUUCUCAAGCUCUUCCCUACAAUAAACACUCCUACCAAGAUAGAGACAGAGCUGCCAGUCGAGAAGACGAAGAGGAGAAUAACGGAGAUUCUACUCUGGUUGACGUCAAAGGCCACGUAGACUUUGACGAUGAUGACACCUGGAACGAGCUUGAGGAUUUGCCCUGCGUUUCCACCAAGACUAACGAACAAGCAGGUAGGGCACUGAAGAGGAAAGUUGCAGUCUCAAAGGGGGCGGAGCCUGACGCUUCCUCUGCCAGUUCUUUGGACCAUGAGCCAGAGCCCCCGCCCACAUGCCAGUUGGUUGCCAAGCUGUUCCCAGCUCUCAAGCCGAAACCAAGCCCUCCACCUCCACCAGUAGUGCAGGACAACGAACAAGCAACAGCCCAGUCAAGGUUACUCCGUGAGCGUUUGGUGGAGCUGGAGACUGAAAUCGAACGUUUCAAGACAGAAAAUGCAGCGUUGAGCCGGCUCAGACGGGAAAACGAGGGCAUCAGAGAAAACCUGCGUAAAGAGAGGGCAGAGUUCCAGCAGAAGAUGGCAGAUGACCUCACUAAGUGGGAGGAAAUGAAGCGUGAGGAAAACAGAAAGCUGCAGCGCGACAAGAAGCUGUUUGAGAAACAUGCGGCAGCUAUCAGAGCGAGACCUAACAAACAAGAACGAGAUGAGAUCCAGUCUCUAAAACAGCAGCUGAACACUUUGCAAGAGGACCUAAGAAAACGUGAGGCUCGCUGGACCAGCACCCACCACCGCCUCCGGCAGCAGAUGGACACCCUCAGCUCCGAGAACACUGCUCUCCGAGACCAGGUCCGCAUGAUGGAGAAACUUCGCCUGACCGCUUGGAAGAACGCCGAGUGUGUCCGUGAAAGAGAGAAAGAGAGGGAGAGGCCUGCUGCGUCCGGUAGCAGCACCACAGCACAGAAGAGGACACAAUCUAAGAGUCCUUCCCGUAGCAUCAAGAGCAGCAGCAGCACCAGUAAUAGACGGGAAAGCCCAGAAGUUAAGAAUCCCCCCAAAGCUGCGGUCGUGUCUUCAAGUGCACGUUCUGCUGCUUGUAACUCAAAGCUUCAGAAUACGCAGCGUCAAAAAGAGCCCUGCCCAGUGGCCGACCCGUUCCCCAUCUCAGACGGACAAACUGCGCCUGAAGGGAGUGACUAUGAGUCAAACACCGACUCAUCUUCAGAACUGGACAGUCCUGGAGCUGAUACAGAACAAUCACAGAUGGAGCAGGAAGAGAUCACACACGUGGAUGGCAAGAUCGAGAAGGUGCUUCCUGAUGGAGGACGACUUAUCGUUUUCCCAAACGGCACAAGAAAAGAGUUGUCUGCAGACGGGCUGUCGAUCAAAGUCACUUUUUUCAACGGAGACAUCAAACACAUCAUGCCAGAUCAAAGAGUGAUUUAUUAUUAUGCAGGAGCUCAGACGACACAUACUACCUACCCUGAUGGCAUGGAAGUGCUCCAAUUCCCAAACAACCAAAUAGAAAAACACUUUCCUGAUGGACGUAAGGAAAUCACCUUCCCUGAUCAAACAGUUAAAAAUCUCCACCCAGAUGGGAGGGAGGAGAGCGUACUGGCCGAUGGCACAAUAAUACAGCAGAACCCGGAUGGCAGUAAGGAGAUCCAGUUUAACACGGGUCAGCGGGAGCUCCACACCGCAGACUUCAAACGUCGAGAAUAUCCAGAUGGCACAGUUAAAACAGUUUACUCUGAUGGACGCCAGGAAACGCGCUACCCCAGCGGUCGUAUGAGGCUCAAAGACCCUCAAGGACGGGUAGUCAUGGACACCAAGACAUGAUCUAAUGUGGACCUUCUUAGUCAAAUGCUGGAUUUGUAGAGAAAGUGGAGAGGAAAAAAAAGUUCUCCCGAGUACUGUGAAUGUGCAUUUUGUGUGGUUUAAACAUAAUUGUUAAGUAUUUAUUUGGAAUGUACAGUUUUGUAAAAUAAAUAUUUUUAUGAUUCGGUGUGAACAUUAAACACAAGUCAGAA